Molecule: messenger RNA, 361 nt
Organism: Zychaea mexicana
Lineage: Eukaryota; Fungi; Mucoromycota; Mucoromycetes; Mucorales; Lichtheimiaceae
Exons: 1
Coding region: 1-321 (106 amino acids)
Molecular function (GO): zinc ion binding
Source: RefSeq, a predicted model, not a curated record
AUGCCGACAGCGAACAGUGACAGAUGUCCCACUACUACUGUCACAACAACAGCAGAUGAUGACAGCCUUCCUUCCACUUUGUCUCAUUCUCAGCAACAGUCUCGGCGCGCAAGCAAAGCAAUUAGAUGUGCCUAUGGAGAUUGCACAGACAAGGCCGUCAAAAUUAUUGGUGAAUGCCGAUAUUGCGAAUCCAAAUACUGCGGUCGCCACCGAUUGCCAGAGGCACAUGCAUGCGAUAAUAUAACAAGCUGUCGCCAGGAUGCAUAUGACAAGAACACAUCCAAGUUGCUUAGAGAGCGUUGCGUCGCAAACAAAGUAUGAAAUAGCACCCAUGUAGUAGUUUUUAUAUAGCAGUGACACC